UGUGUGUCUUGUGAAUGUUUAAAUUGUUUUGUUCAAAAUAUAAAUCAACAUGUCCUCCGUUGGACACAUAACUAAAUUGAUUGUCAACAUAAAUAAAUGCCAAACCCGCAUCACUUAUGCAGAUGGCUCUACACGUACGCUCAGUGCAAAUCCUUCGGGUUUUUCAUUUCAUGCGAUGUUACCUACUCCCAGCAUUAAGGUUGAUUCCAAUCCAGCCACUGCCUUCCUUGCGAAACAUUUCGAUAGUGAAAAUAAUUUUCUUUUGCCACGGAACAAUGAUCAUCGUUAUGAAUAUGAUCUGAGAUAUUGCUAUACAGAGACUCUGGAUUGGCCUAAGCUGCAAGUGGCUGAAAUCAAGGAAUGGCCAUGGCCAAAAGAAGAAUCUUUGCAGAUAUUCAAUAGGUUUUGGCAUUUGGAUAACUGUUUUUGCAAAGAUUUUGUGAUCACUAAUCAAUUUCAGCAUCCCAACUGUUUCUGCUUGCAAAUCAAAGAGACCAUGGAUCAUGUUAAUGAAAUGGUGAGUCUAGAAGAUAAUGAUAAAUCAGAAACGGGUGAAACCCUAUUAUCCACCGACUUGAAUACCAAAAUGAUGAGUGUCAAUGGUUAUCUGAAAGAACUGAAUGAUCUCUUGGAAUUGCAGGACAAACUCAAUAAACGUUUGGCCAAAAAGAAAAGGAAACGCUUAAGCCUAGAGAAAUAUUGAAAAAUUGCAUUGUGUUUAGACGUAUAGUAUUUGUAGUUUAGUUUAUUAAAACAUUUUUCAUUCCAUAGA
This is a messenger RNA of Drosophila willistoni, 772 nucleotides long. RefSeq lists its product as uncharacterized. The coding region runs from base 50 to 703 and encodes 217 amino acids. NCBI's taxonomy places the organism in Eukaryota, Metazoa, Arthropoda, Insecta, Diptera, Drosophilidae. The record is from RefSeq and is a predicted model, not a curated record. The transcript is spliced from 3 exons.